GCAGGCGCGAUAUUAACUCGAUUUCAAAUAUCUCACUAACUAGCAUGGAAAAAUCAUAUCGGAGUAAUUUUAUUUCUAUGCAACACUUAAAUGAGGAUCUAUUGCAAACUUAAACUGUGACAAAAAUAAUCAAUAAUUAUAAUUGAAAUUAAAUUAAAUUGUAUAAUUAUAUACACAAAUUAAACAAGAAUCUCAUCGAAAUGUAUCUGAAAAUGUUCAAAUCGGGCAUAUUUAAGGAGGACUUUCGUCGCCAGUUUCAGGUCACAUUUAGUGUUAUUGUCAUAACGCUCUCACAUGGCAUUGGAUUGGGCUGGCUCUCUCCCAUGCUGCCCAAGCUGCAGUCAGAGUCAAGGACACCCCUGGACUUUGUGGUUGACGUACAUGAGGGCUCGUGGGUGGGCUCCAUAAUUUGUUUGGGCGGUGUCACGGGCAACUUCCUCUUCGCCUAUAUCAUGAGCUGGUUUGGACGCAAAGUGGCGCUAUAUGGCUUGGCUGUGCCCAACACGUUCAUUUGGUUCCUCUUCUAUUUUGCUAACUCCAUUGAAAUGCUUUAUGUGGCCAGAUUCUGUGCCGGCAUUACGGGCGGGGGCUUGUAUGUGGUGCUGCCUAUUUUCAUUGGUGAAAUUGCGGAUAAGAGCAUACGUGGCGGACUCUGCUCCGUCUUUACCCUGGCCCUCAAUAUGGGAAUUUUGCUGGGCUUCAUCAUAGCCUCCCACGUGCCCUACCACGUGAUUCCAUUCGUAGUCAUAUCCCUACCUCUAUGCUAUCUCCUGCUGACAACACGAUUUCCUGAAACCCCACAGCAGCUGCUGCGCUGGGGCCGAGAGGAGGAUGCGAAACGCUCACUAAAGUAUUAUUGUAACUGCGAUGGUCCGGCGCCUAGCAAGGAGUCGGAGCGUGCUUAUCAGAAACAGUUUGAUGAAAUGCGUGACGGCUUACUGCAACAGGUCAAAGAGGAUGGCAACGAGGGCCUAACCAUGGCGGACUUCUGCAACAAGCGCGCCUUAAAAGCCAUUAUGACGGGACUUAUAUUAAUGGCGGGAAACGUAUUUACUGGCACUUUUGCCUUCAUCAAUUACAUGUCAAACAUCUUCGAGAGGGUGCACACACAGUUGGAUCCCAAUACUAAUACGAUUAUAAUUGGAGCAGUGCAGAUUGUGGGCACGCUGGCUUCCAUCUACUUGGUAGAUCGACAUGGCCGGAAAAUACUUCUCAUUAUUUCGUGUAUUGGCUGCGCAUUAGGCACCGGUGCAUUUGGGCUGUAUGCCUUCUUCGCUGAAGAAACGAGCGUAGAUCUGAGCGCCUAUUCCGCCUGGCUGCCCGUCACAAUAAUGGCCUUAAAUAUUUUCAUUGCUAAUGUGGGAAUUAUCUCAAUUACAAUGGUAGUUAUAGUUGAAGUGCUCCCUCAGAAGAUACGAUCAGUUGCUUCGAGCUUUUGCUUUGGUUGUCUUAGCCUGUUGGCCUUCACAUCCGUGAAGACUUUUCCGCUGAUGAUGGAAUAUCUUGGACUAGCUGUCACCAUAUGGUUCUGCACUGUAGUUAGCGUCUUAUGUCUAUUUUAUGUGGUUGUCUUUCUCGACGAGACAAAAAAUAAGUCCAUUUACGAAUAAGUAAGAGAACGGGCUCUCACCUUGAUAUGUUAUACUCUUAUAAGUUUUUAUAGAAUCAACUUAUCAACCACUUACCUUAUGGAA
Molecule: messenger RNA, 1694 nt
Organism: Drosophila hydei
Lineage: Eukaryota; Metazoa; Arthropoda; Insecta; Diptera; Drosophilidae
Product: facilitated trehalose transporter Tret1-like
Exons: 5
Coding region: 201-1610 (469 amino acids)
Biological process (GO): transmembrane transport; carbohydrate transport
Cellular component (GO): membrane
Molecular function (GO): sugar transmembrane transporter activity
Source: RefSeq, a predicted model, not a curated record